AUGUUGCGCCGCGCCUGGAAGCCAAUCGCCACCGCAACAUUUCUCAUAGGCACCCCAGGAUACUUCUACUACGCGAGCAAGCAGUCUACCUUCGACCUCGCCGUGCGUGUGCGCGGGUCAGACGGUAAACCCGCCAUGUCUACCCGCACCUUCUCCCUGCUCUCCUCGCGCGCCGUCACCGAGAGAUUGACUGAGAAAGCCGUAUCCAGUGCCAAAACCCUGGCCGGCGGCAUCACAUGGAAACACACGACCGCGUCUGUGGCCGCCAACGACCCCAUUGAGGAUGCAUCCUCGGACGCCGUCAUAAAGCGCGACCAGUCAGACCCCUCCGCACCGGGAGACUGGCUUUUCUUCACCGUCAUGGACGGUCACGGCGGACCGCAUACAUCUAGACUCCUUUCCAAGACCCUCGUUAAUGCCGUCGUCCUGGAGUUAUCUGGUCUGAUACCGACCGGAAAACCCCAGGACCAGAGCCAGGGACUGCUCGCCUCGAUCCGGUCAUACUUAGGCCGCUCUCCGGCUCCUGCUGCAAAAGAAACACCAGAGAGCGUGUCCUUGGCCAUCCAGAGUGCAUUCAGUAAACUCGACUCCGAAUUGACAAAUGCACCGAUAGCUAUUCUGGCUGCCCAGCUUCGGCAACAAGGAAAGGACAAAGUCCUGCCCGACCUUAGCCAGCACCCUUUGGGCAUGCCCUCCAUGCUACCAGCGGUCUCCGGGAGCUGUGCUCUGAUGGCUAUGUUCGACACGGCGCACAACGACUUGUAUGUGGCCUGCUCUGGUGACAGUCGCGCGGUGGCCGGUAUAUGGGAGGAGGGUGCUAGCGGCAAAGGUUCGUGGCGUGUCGAGGUGCUCACCGAAGACCAGACAGGCCGGAACCCUUCGGAGCUGAAACGGUGA
This is a messenger RNA of Coniophora puteana RWD-64-598 SS2, 897 nucleotides long. RefSeq lists its product as uncharacterized. The transcript is spliced from 2 exons. Lineage: Eukaryota; Fungi; Basidiomycota; Agaricomycetes; Boletales; Coniophoraceae. The record is from RefSeq and is a predicted model, not a curated record. Gene Ontology annotation, molecular function: protein serine/threonine phosphatase activity. Gene Ontology annotation, biological process: protein dephosphorylation. Bases 1 to 897 code for a protein of 298 amino acids.